CAGCUUUCAGCGGAAGUGACAAAAAAGUAGGAAGUUGAAGAUGGAGGCUGCAGUGUUCAUUCUGUCUUUAAUCGAUUGUUGUGCUUUAAUUUUUCUGUCAGUUUACUUUAUAAUUACUCUUUCUGAUCUAGAAUGUGAUUAUAUUAAUGCAAGAGCUUGCUGUUCCAAAUUAAACAAAUGGAUUGUGCCAGAAUUGGUUGGUCAGGCGAUAGCCACAGUUCUGAUGCUUGUUUCAUUGCAUUGGUUCAUCUUCCUUCUCAACCUGCCUGUUGCAUCCUGGAACGUCUACAGAUUUUUGAAGGUCCCAAUGGGUAAUAUGGGAGUGUUUGACCCUACAGAGAUUCACAAUCGAGGGCUGCUGAAAUCCCAUAUGAAGGAGGCCAUGAUCAAACUUGGCUUUCACCUGCUGUGUUUCUUCAUUUAUCUCUACAGUAUGAUCCUGGCAUUAAUAAAUGACUGACGCCCAAUUCACCUUUCAACUCCAGCUGCCAAAUCAUAAGUCGUCUGCUCUGUUGAGCUGCAAUCAAUCUCAGUGGUCUCUUUGUUCAUUAUGUUUUUACAUACACUGCCAUGCAAGAAUAAAAUAUCCCUGCAAAGUCAUUAGAAAUUGAAUUUGAAUAAUCCAUUCGUGUGUGGAACUUUUUGCAUAAGAAACACAGCUUUGUUUUGUGGUCACGACAGAGCUAAAGUGAAAACUGGACCCUGCAGUAAUAAAAAAAACUUGAUUGUGCCUAAUGUGGUUAAACUACUACUUGCUGCAUGAUUGUGGAGUUUAUUCUUUCAGAGCAGUGUGUAUACAACAGCCCUAAGUAACCUAUUACAUGCAUAACUUUGGUCAUGUUCUCAAAAAGAAGGACUUCCCUAGUUGGUACUUACGUGCUAUUUUUCCAGUGAUCAACCAUGACGUAUCCCCCGUCAGCAAUGUUUUGUCCAGUAAACAAGCUAUGUUUCUUUAAACCACCAUUACCUUACGAUCCAACCACUCUGGAGCUCAAUUUGUCCAGUUAAAUAACUGGGUCAGAAGCCAAUCUGAAUAAGGGCCUUAAGACUCUGUGACCCUUGUGGUUGGGGGCUGCUUCCACCCCUUCCUGACUACAUGCUGAGUGUUUUCCCAUGAGUUUACAUUGAUGAGGUUUAGUCAUCUGAGCCGAAGAACACAAAUCACAGACCGCAGAAGAGCUGUACCUGAAAAAGAGACUCAAAAAAACUAAUAAAACUCAUAAAGAAAAGCUGAAUUUCAUGAAUCACACACCAGAGAGGAGAUGCACAUAUUGUACAUUUGUUCAUAUGCCUACGAGGUGGUGGUGCAGUACUGUAGCACUUCUCUUUUCAAACAACAAUCAGAUUUACUUAUGCCAUGUUUGUAUUCAGCAAAUGUUGAUUUGAAAGCUGCAGUGUUUGUUGUACAAAGAUUUAUAAAAUAUUCAGACUUUGUAGAGUUGAUCUUUUAUUUUUUAAAAGCUUUUGAGACAUGCAAAUAUAAAUUUUGACUUUCUCCAAAUAAAAGGUUUUAAAGUUU
Lepisosteus oculatus (spotted gar) is the source of this 1519-nucleotide messenger RNA. RefSeq names its product cornichon family member 4 (gene cnih4). Gene Ontology annotation, biological process: endoplasmic reticulum to Golgi vesicle-mediated transport. Gene Ontology annotation, cellular component: COPII-coated ER to Golgi transport vesicle; endoplasmic reticulum membrane. NCBI's taxonomy places the organism in Eukaryota, Metazoa, Chordata, Actinopteri, Semionotiformes, Lepisosteidae. The record is from RefSeq and is a predicted model, not a curated record.